AUGACAUUUAAGAAAGAUUUCCAGGAACAAAUGGUGCCUGAAUGGGAGAAACACUACAUGGACUAUGAAGGCCUCAAGACAAUAUUGAAACAACUCAAAAGCAGCAACAAAGUUAAAGACAAUAAUAAGCUCUUGCAUCAUCGUCAUGGUAGCAAUAAUCAAAGAGAUGAUGGUAUUGAAGAUAAGGUUAUAGAUGUUGAGAUAUUAGAGAAUGAUGUAGAAAAAGGUGAAGCUGAUGCAAGGUUCUUUGAGAAGCUUGAUGAAGAGCUUGACAAGGUUAAUGUGUUUUAUAAGGAAGAGGUGGAGGCAGUUAAGCAUGAAGCAACACUUUUGAGUAAACAAGUUGAGGCUCUAGUUGCUUUGAGAGUAAAAGUUAAAAGCCCUGAUCCAGGACUGCAGCAGAAAGACUCUAUGGUGAGCACUGAAGUUGAUUACAAAAGAAUAGACCCUAUGGAAGUCCUUGAGAAUGUAAAGAUUGAUAAUGCUCUUCAAUCUCCAAAAUCAUCAAUCAAAAAUGUUUUUACAGAUUCAAAUGAUGUUGAGUUAAGUUUCAAUAAAGAAGAGCUGAAAAAAGUUGAAAAACAACUUAGACUUGUGUUUGUUGAGUUCUAUCAGAAACUUCUCCAUCUCAAAGAUUACAGUUUUAUGAAUCUCUCAGCAUUUUCCAAGAUCAUGAAGAAAUAUGAAAAGAAAGCGCAAAGAGGAGCUUCGAUAGCAUACAUGAGAGUAGUGGACAACUCUUUUCUCGGUACUUCUGAUGAGGUGAGUUUUCUUCUGGAGAAAGUGGAAUCUAUCUUCAUCAGAAACUUCACACAUUCAAAUCACAAGAAAGGAAGGAAAUUGCUAAGGCCGAAAAACAAAAGAGAAAGGCACAGCAUAACAUUUUUUACGGGCUUCUUUUCUGGUUGCUUUGUUGCUCUACUAGUUGCUACAAUACUAAGAAUAAUAUCUCAACAUUUAAUGAAGAAAAAAGCAGGAACAUUUUACAUGGAAAACAUUUUCCCAUUAUACAGUCUAUUUGGAUAUAUUACUAUACAUAUGCUAAUGUAUGCUGCAAACACGUAUUUUUGGAGGCGAUAUCGGAUUAACUAUCAAUUCCUGUUCGGUAUCAGACCUGGAACUGAGUUGGAUCAUAGAGAUGUAUUCCUUCUCACCACUGGCCAUGCAGUGAUUGCAGUACUAUGUUUCUUGAUAAAUUUGCAGCUUGAGAUGAAUCAAACCGAUAGAAGCUAUAAAACAGCCACUGAACUCGUCCCUCUGAGCUUAAUUGUCCUUGUCAUUUUGAUCACCUUUUGCCCUUUCAAUAUCAUAUACCGAUCAAGUCGUUUCUUCUUUAUUCGAUGUUUAUUCCGCUGCAUAUGUGCUCCUUUUUUUCCGGUUUCACUUUCAGAUUUUUUCUUGGCUGAUCAACUUACGAGUCAGUUUCAAUCCUUCAGAAGUUUUGUUCUUUACAUAUGCUAUUAUGGCCUUGGAGAACACUCAAGGAGGCAAAACAAAUGUAGAAGUCACGGUAUCUAUAAUAUACAAUACUUCAUGGCCGGCGUCAUUCCUUAUUGGUUUCGUUUGGCACAGUGUAUGCGUCAAUUGUACGGCGAGAGAGAUAUUGACCACGCGAUCAAUGGUUCAAAGUAUCUAUCAACAAUUGUUGCUAUGGUGAUUAGGACUACCUUUGAAACAAAGAAGGGAAUGACAUGGAAGGUGUUGGCACUUAUAAGUUCAUGUGUAGCAAUAUUAAUGAACACAUAUUGGGACAUUGUGAAGGAUUGGAGUCUCUUGCAAAGACAUUCGAAGAAUCGUUAUUUGAGGGAUAAACUCAUAGUUUCUCACAAAAGUGUCUACUACAUAGCCAUGGUUGUGAAUGUUGUUCUAAGACUUUCAUGGAUGCAAUUGGUGCUUGAACUGGAUUGGCGUCCCCUUCAUAAAGUGGCGAUCAAUACAUGUAUUUCAUGUCUUGAAAUUAUUCGCCGUGGCAUAUGGAACUUCUUUAGGUUGGAGAAUGAGCACUUGAACAAUGUUGGAAACUACCGUCCAUUUAAGUCAGUUCCUCAUCCUUUCAGUUACUAUGAUGAUGAUGAUGAUAAUGGUGACAAGGAUGAAUAG
Messenger RNA from Vicia faba (fava bean), 2100 nucleotides. NCBI's taxonomy places the organism in Eukaryota, Viridiplantae, Streptophyta, Magnoliopsida, Fabales, Fabaceae. The record is from the annotation of a GenBank genome assembly.